AAAGAGGCUUACUUGCAAGAAAAAAUAUUCGUAAUAGAUAUCUUCUCAUGGGUAGCGAAUAUCAGCGUAUAUAUUUUUGAAUACACGGUUUAUAGUUGGGUUAGUCAGUUUCAGAUAACAUUAGCUACUUGGCAUCGUGACUCUGUUACGUUAUCUCACCGAAAGCUAACAUUAAUGCUAAGCUAUUUCUUCAUUUCACAGACUGUAGUUAACGUUAGGGUCGUUUGCAUAUCGUUACUGUCAGCAUGACUAACGUACAUUUUUUUGUGUUUAUAACAGAAUAACACUUUGGGGACGUUGCUAACGUUACUCCAAACGCACGUAUUUUCUGACCUGAGUGAGUCAUGGGCAAAAGCUGUAAAGUGGUUGUGUGUGGCCAGGCUGCAGUUGGUAAAACGGCUGUGUUGGAACAACUACUGUAUGCCAAUCAUGUUGCAGGUUCAGAGCCCAUGGAGACCCUGGAGGAUAUCUACAUCGGCUCCAUAGAGACUGACCGCGGCACACGAGAGCAGGUGCGCUUCUAUGACACCCGCGGACUCCGGGAUGGGAUGGAGUUUCCUCGACAUUACUAUACUUUUGCCGAUGGCUUUGUACUAGUUUACAGCAUUGACAGUAAAGAGUCCUUUAAGCGGAUGGAGGCCCUCAAGAAGGACAUUGACCGUCACAGAGACAAGAAAGAGGUGACCAUUGUUGUGCUGGGUAACAAGCUGGACAAGCAGGAUGAGAAGAGAGUUGACUCUAACAUGGCCCAGAACUGGGCGAAGAAUGAGAAGGUACGUCUGUGGGAGGUGUCGGUGGUGGACCGGCGCACACUGAUUGAACCCUUUGUCUACCUGGCCAGCAAAAUGACCCAGCCACAGAGCAAGUCCACUUUCCCUCUCAGUCGCAAUAAGAAUAAGGGCAGCGGUUCUACAGACAGCUGAAUGACCAGAAACAUGUUGUCAUAACAGAACUUAGUUUCACUAUAAAAAAGAUAUUAUGAAGGAUUGAGGUAGUAAGAGUUGGUUUGGAGAAGGUGGAGAAGCAGUGACGAGAGAAAAGGCAGGAUGAGUGUAUGGAUAUUUAUGUACAGUUAGUGCCGUUUUUAUUGGUAUAGCAUCCCAAUUUGAUGUUUUGGUGAAAUACUUUUAUUAUAACACAUCAGCUAAGAAAUUGAAGAAUGCAAGAAUUUUUGUUUAUCAUUCCCAUUUUAUUAGGUUGGAAUAUAGUCAAACUAUUCAUCCACAUUCUUUACAGUUACUGUUGACAUCAGCAGUCAUGUUUGGACCUACAUAACUUGUUUUUGAACUACUGAUGAUCAAUAUUAUGAUCUCAGUUUAUACUUAAUAGUUUCAAGAUAUCACACUCAUGGCGCUCACUGUGUAGAUAAAUUAGGACUUACCAUACACUGGCAACUAUUUUAUUUACACAUGUUACCUAAUUAUUGCAUCACAUAAAUGCUGAAUUUCCCAUGUUAUAAACUGUAUGAUGGAUGAAGGGAUUUUAUUGACAAAUUAUUGAUUAUGUACAGUAACUGUUUGUGGAUCCGGAGAUUUGUUACAUUAUGUUCUUUGCUGAGAUUCACUAUUGGAUGUUGAAGAGUGCAUGAUUCACAUUCCUUACCACAUAUUGCCUUCUGUACAGACUUUAGAGAUUUAAAUAUGAGAUAAAAGACGAUCAGAUGAAAGGCAGCUUCUGCGGGCCCAGGUGCUACUUUUUUUCUGGUUGCGACACAUGAAAGACGUAGACCACUCUAUUUAGUUACAUGUCACAGCAACAGGACUUGUCAUAGUAUCAGUUAGUCACUGCUGAAUUUGAAGCUGGUGUAUAUUUUACCAAGCUGUAAAAUAAAACCCAAAAGUAUUCAUUAGCUGACAUUUGAACUGGUUAUUAAGGGUGCAGCAUAAGUCAACAAAUGAGCAGCUAUAUGAGCAGCUUUUAAUGUUUUUUUAAUUGAAACGGGGAAAUUUGUUGAUAUUGUCUUGACUAUUCGUGUGUUUGUGCCAGAGUAUCAACGCUACAUAUCCUACAAGCAACUUUUAUGUUUUUGUUUUCAAGUAUUAAUAUCCAUGAAAUUUGCUCACAUGAUAUUUGUUAUCAUGUUUUGUAAAAAAAUUAAAUGAUUUCUUUCUGCCUAACCAGAA
Messenger RNA from Micropterus salmoides (largemouth bass), 2123 nucleotides. It is a transcript of the gene nkiras2, whose product is annotated as NFKB inhibitor interacting Ras-like 2. The transcript is spliced from 4 exons. The coding region runs from base 345 to 923 and encodes 192 amino acids. Lineage: Eukaryota; Metazoa; Chordata; Actinopteri; Centrarchiformes; Centrarchidae. Gene Ontology annotation, molecular function: GTPase activity; GTP binding. Gene Ontology annotation, biological process: canonical NF-kappaB signal transduction. The record is from RefSeq and is a predicted model, not a curated record.